AUGCUCGCCACCGCCGCCGCCGCGGAUGGCGCUGACGCUCCAAUUCCCGUGACGCGGCGCGAGGAGUGGGGGUGGUAUCUGUACGACGCGGCGGUGUCCGCGUUUUACUCGGUGGCGCUGCCCGUGUUCUUCCCGCUGCUCCUCAACCAGCUCGCCGCCGACGCCGCGUGGCAGCAGGCGGGGCAGCCGCGCCCGCCCGACUGCGGCGUCGACGGCGUCACCGUGAAUUGCGCGCAGUGCGUGCCCGGCGAGGGAAUGCAGCUGCUGACGUCAUCUGGCUACUCGCCGCUGCCAAAUCCCAAGGUGCAGAUGGGGGCGGCAAGCAUGGAUCCCGUGGCAUUCGCUACAGUCACGCUGGGGCUGUCGGUGGUGUGCCAGGUGGCCGCAUUCAUCACCCUCGGGCCCCUCGCUGACUACGGCAUGGGGCGCAUGCGGCUGCUACAGGGCGGCACAGCCAUGGGCAUAACAGCAUGUGCGCUCUGCAUGGCGCUCGUGUCACCAUCCCUCUGGUGGCUCUCGGGGUUACUCCUCAUCAUUGCCAAUGUUGGCUACGGGCUUGCCAUUGUCGCCUACUACAGCUACCUGCCUGUGCUGGUGGACGCGGCCCCUCCGGUGCUACUCGCGGCACAGCUUGCAGUGAACGCCCAAGCAAAGCUGCCACGUGCUGCUGCCAGUGUGCCUGGUGGUGGUGGUGCGCUGGCAGCACCCUUUGAGUCCACUGAAAAGGCCCUGCAUGCUGGUGUGCCUGCUGCCAUUGAGGCAGGGGUGGGGGCGGAGAGGGCAACAGAGAAAGCAGCAGCAGCAGCAGCAGCAGCAGAGGGGGGUGGGGAAGGGGAGAAGGCAUUGAUGGGAGAGCAGGCAUUGGCGGUUGCAGAGCCGCACGCACAUGCAGGUGUGCAGGGCAGUCCCGAGGCAUUCAUUGCUGUGGAUUCGUGUGGGGGAGACUCGUGUGGGGGGGAUAAAGGCGACCUCUACACACCGCUUCUCGUUGCUAGGGACCAGCUGCUCUUCCCUCCUGAUCUUCCCUCCAGCUCUUCCCUCCUGCUCUACUCUCCUGCUCUUCCCUCCUGCUCUACUCUCCUGCUCUUCCCUCCUGCUCUUCCCUCCUGCUCUUCCCUCCUGCCUUUCCCUCCUGCUAUUCCCUCCUGUUUCCCCAUUCACCUCCCUUUCCCCCCAUUCCCUCCCCUCCCUCCCCACCAGGAGGAGAAUCGCAUGUCACUGACAGGGGUGGCGUGUGCCAGCAUCGCAUCCAUCCUCGCCACGCUCCUCGCCUUCGCAGCCACGCUCCCUGUCUCCUCCGACUCGCUCAAACUCCGCCUCGCCCUGCUCGCCUGCGCCCUCUGGUGGCUCCUCCUCUCCCUCCCAACCUUCCUCUGGCUCCGCCCCCGCCCCGGCCCACCCUUCCCCCCUCCACCCCCGCUCCCCUCCUCCUCCCACUCCUCCGCAUGCCACCGCACUGCAUCCCACCUCACCGCACGCCUCGCCUCCGCCCUCUCCUCUGCCUUCGCCGGCUGGCGCCACAUGGGGCGACUCUUCGCCGAAGCGCGCCGCUACCGCUCGGCCUUCGCCUUUCUGCUCUGCUACUUCGUCUACGCGGACGGCUACACCACCAUCCUCCAAAUCGGGGUCCUCUUCGGGGAGCGAGACCUCUGCGUGCCCACGGAAACCCUCAUCUUCCUCGCCAUCUGCGUGUCUGUCACCGCGACUCUCUGCACGCCGCUGCUAUUCUACCUGCAGCGCUGGAUGCACCCCGUGCUCACAAACAAGGCCAUGGUCAUGCUUAUGCUGGCCGGCAUGCUGCCGCUGCCGCUCUGGGGGUUACUGGGUUACCUCACACCGCCGCAGUCGAUAGGGCUGAAGGCCCCUUGGGAGUUGUUUGUGUUUGCGUGCUGGUUUGGGUUUUUUCUCGGCGGGCUGAACGCGUACUCGAAGACGCUGUUCAUUGACAUGAUUCCGGUCGGGCGCGAGGCGGCGUUUUUCUCUCUCUACUCUGUGAGCGACAAGGGCUCGUCGUGGCUGGGGCCGUUCAUCGUCGCAAUCAUCGUGCAGAACUCGCUGCAGCGAGCGGUCGGGCAUUCCGCACGAUCAGCUGGUUCCAGACUGUCGCCUACGACGCCGGCGACGUCGCCCAGGGCGAGCAGCUCCGCCGCGUCGCCGUCGCCAGCGCCGCCAGCGUCGCCACCGUCGCCCGCCGUGACGCGGCCGAGUCGCACGCCGCACAGCGGGUACCACUACGCGCCGGGCAGCAGCAGCAGCGGCGGCGGCGCUGAUCAGCCAUUCUUCGAGGGGUGGUACUUCAAGGUGUCGCUUCCCAACUCGCGCGACUCGUUCGCAUGGAUGUACUCUGUUGAAAAUCCCUCCGCUCCGCCCCCCGCAGCCCCCUCCGCGGCUUCCCCCGGAGCGCCAUCCGCUUCCCCCGCCGGCGAGCAGGCGAAGCGCGCGAAGGGGGGCCUGCCGUGCGUGAUGAUGCAGGCGAUGGGGCCGGCGGUGGACAGGCAGGCGGAGUGGGGGCGCGGUGACGCGGCGGGCGCGGAGAGCGGGGCGGACGCGAGAGACUAUUUGUAUCAACAAACGGCGGACACGGGACGAUUCUGGGGAGUGCGGCAUGAGUUGGCGCUGGGAGCGUGUUUCCAGCCCAGGGAGGGGCAGGUGUCGCCCCUGGGGGAGGUGCCGCCUCAGGAGUUUGAGGCAAGGGUGCAGUAUGGAUUUCAGGUGACGCCGUUCCUGCACCAAGGCACGCUCAAGAACCAAGAUGAUGGCAGCAUAGUGCGGUGGCGCUACGAGGUGACGCCCAUCGAUGGCUGGGGCCCCAGGGGCGGCACACAGCUGUCAACCGCUGGUUGGCUCUCUGCCCUGCCAGCUUUUGAACCGCACUGGCAGGUGUGCAUGGCGAUGGGGCGAGCGAGCGGGUGGGUGGAGUGGCAGGGACACCGCAUUGAGUUCACAGACGCCGGCACCUACUCUGAGAAGAACUGGGGCGGCGCCUUCCCCCUCAAGUGGUUCUGGAUCCAGUGCAAUGUGUGGUCGCACGUGUCACUGGGGUCCGCAGUGGCGCUCACCGUGGCGGGGGCGAAGCGGCAGCUCAACGUGCCUCUGCUCGCCAACUCCGUUGAGGAAGUGGGCAUGGUGGGGCUGCACUGGCAGGGGCAGUUCAUCGAGUUUGUGCCCAACAGGGGCGCCGUGGAGUGGAAGGUGCAGCCGUGGGGCAGCUGGCACAUGCACGCUCAGAACGAACAGUAUGAGGUGACAGUGGAGGCGCACACACUCCCGGGCGAUAACGGCACGCCUCUGCGAGCGCCAACAGCGGAGGGAAUGCGAUUCUUCUGCAAGGACUCAUUUGACGGCCGGGUCAAGCUGGAGCUGCGCCAGCGAUACUCGGGGCAGUUGCUCCUGCGGGCGGAGAGCACAGCAGCAGCGGUGGAGGUGGGUGGUGGGCCGUGGUGGGAGGCGUGGGAGCAGAGGAGCCGCAUGAACCCCGCUCAGAGCGCUGUCAUCUCGCUGCCUCUCAACCUCUCCUCCCUGCUCCCACCCUCCCUGCAACCGCCUGGCCUGUGA
Molecule: messenger RNA, 3555 nt
Organism: Closterium sp. Naga37s-1
Lineage: Eukaryota; Viridiplantae; Streptophyta; Zygnematophyceae; Desmidiales; Closteriaceae
Source: the annotation of a GenBank genome assembly